AUGGAUUUGGAAGAGAUGCGAAUUUCCCGGAAGAAAGUGAUCAAUAUUGUUUUUGUCGGACAUGUUGAUGCAGGAAAAUCGACGAUAUGCGGGCAGAUCCUUGUGCAAAUGGGAUUAGUGGAUCCAAGAACGUUGGAAAAGUACAAGCAGAUGUCCAGAGAGCAGAAUAGGGAGAGUUGGUAUUUGAGCUGGUGCUUAGAUAUCAAUCCCGAAGAAAGAGAAAGGGGAAAGACAACCGAGGUUGGGACGGCAUCUUUUGAGUUACCCCAUAGAAGGAUAAACAUAUUGGAUGCACCUGGACAUAACCAGUUUGUAUUUGAGAUGAUAAAUGGUGCUAACCGUGCAGAUGUGGGAGUACUGGUGAUAUCGGCAAGGAUAAAUGAGUUUGAGGCAGGCUUCGAAAAAGGUGGGCAGACCAGAGAGCAUAUCUUUCUCCUAAAGGCUGGAAGUGUCCAAAGAUUGAUUGUAUUAGUUAAUAAGAUGGACGAUUCGAGUGUGGAGUGGAGCAAGAAGAGAUUUGAUGAAAUAAAGGAUAAGGUUGGAUCCUUUGUUAAAAGGAUGUUUCCAUCACCUGUAUUUAUUCCCGUCAGUGGGUUUACCGGAGAAUAUAUCAAGGAGAAAGGAACGUGUUCAUGGUACGAUGGAGACUCUUUUCUCUCUGAGUUGGACAAGAUAAGUAUUCCAAGAAGGUUUGAUGCACCACUAGCUAUUACUGUGACGGAGAAGGUGAAGGUUAUGGGAUCUAUGGUUCUAUUCGGAAAAAUUGAAUGUGGAAAAGUAGUACCUGGAAUGCCAGUAAAGAUUUUGCCGCAGAACACAAGAAAUGUCAUUUUGUCUAUAAUGGAUGAAGAGGAAGUUGAGAUUGAAGAAGGUGAGCCUGGGGAUGUGGUGAAAUUAAAGUUGAAGGAGGAGGCCGAUGAUGUGUUAGUUGGGAGCAAGAUACUUGAUACCGACAGCACGGACUACAAGUCUACUCAGGAAUUUACCUGUGGAUUAAAUAUACUUGAUAGUGAUACGAUCAUAAGCUCUGGUUACACAUGUAUCCUUCACGUAGGAAUUGUCACUGUCCAAUGCAAGAUAAAGGAGAUAAGGGACAUUAACAAUAAGAAAAUCAGAUUUUGCCGCCAUGGGAGUAGGGUCCUUGCCAAGAUUGUUACCCCGUCACCUAUCUGCGUUUUCUACGGUAGCAGAGAUGAGGAGGAGAGACAAAGGUUUGCAUUGAGGCUGGAAAGUAAAACCAUAGCAGUUGGUGUAAUAAGAGCCAUAAAAGAAUAA
Molecule: messenger RNA, 1275 nt
Organism: Encephalitozoon romaleae SJ-2008
Lineage: Eukaryota; Fungi; Microsporidia; Unikaryonidae
Product: translation elongation factor 1-alpha
Exons: 1
Coding region: 1-1275 (424 amino acids)
Biological process (GO): translation
Cellular component (GO): translation release factor complex
Molecular function (GO): translation release factor activity; GTP binding; GTPase activity
Source: RefSeq, a predicted model, not a curated record